UUGAAAAGGUAAGGUUUUAUUGAACGCCUUAAGGUAGUCGUUGAAGGCCGGAAAUUCGGAAAAAACACUCGGUCAGAUAUUUGAUCGGAUGUUUCUGUUAAAAACCUUGUAAAAUUUAAUCAAAAUGCAUGGAAAAAUUACCAUAAAAAGGGGAACUUCUGACGACUACAAUGCUUUGGUCGAACGGAAAUUAGGUACUUGAGCGAUUCCGUUUAAGGUGCAUAACUGCAUACCUAGCUUUAGCAACAGCAACCACGUGAUAAGCUGGCUGUUCUUUUGCUAACUGUUGCAACAUGCGACCUGUUGCUUCCGUUCCGUAGCAACAACCCACGUGGUACGAUGCAUCAUGGAUGCCACCUGUAGGAUUGUUUUUGUUGUUGGACACCAGCAUGAUUAAGCACAUGCUCAUUACCAUGGAUACCGUUGCCACAAACUUACGAAUUUGACAGAGUUGUAAAUAAACUAUGAAAAAUCGAUAAUUUUCCACACUUAAUAGAUUUUGUAAGACGGAAUAAAAAUUGCUAACGAAAAAUGCAGUUGAAAUUCAUGAAAACCGUGGUUGAAGCGCAGGAUUACCUGUACCGCGUGGCAGGGCUUGCUUGGUCGCCGAACAACCAGAAGCUUGCGGUGGCCACUGCUGAUCGCAUGAUUUUGCUAUUUGACGAAAACGGUGAUCGACGAGACAAGUUUUCAACCAAACCGGGGGAUCCGAAUGCUGGAAAAAGCUCGUACGUGAUCAGAGGGAUUGCAUUCAGCCCGGACUCCAGCAGGUUGGCUGUGGCGCAGAGCGAUAACAUCGUUUACGUGUACAAAUUGGGCGAGUCGUGGAAUGAGAAGAAGGUUAUUUGUAACAAGUUUCCGCAGGGUGGCGCUGUUACGUGUAUUACCUGGUUGUCCGGUGGAAUGAUCAUUGCCGGAUUGGAGGACGGUAAAGUUCGUUCUCUUCAUUGUAAGAACAACAAAUCUAAAACUCUGUAUGGAGCUGAGAGUUUUGUGGUGUCCCUUGCUCCGAAUGCUAGAGGUACGGGGCUUCUAUCCGGACAUGAUGAUGGUUCAGUUAUCAAAUUCUACAUUAUUGAGGAGCCUGGUGAAUCAUCUGGGAGAAUACUGCAGCAUCCUGUAGCUCCAGUUUCGUUGGCCUGGCCUCAAAGUGGCAUUCUAGUAGGAGGAUGUGACAAAAAGAUUUGUUUCUAUGACACCAUCGGUCGAUUAGCUCGUACGUUUGACUACACAAGAGAUGAUACGGAGCGCGAGUUUACAAUAGCUGCUUCAAGCCCUAACGGGCAGGCCGUAGCGGUUGGCAGUUUUGAUAGAAUUCGGAUUUUUUCAUGGAGUCCAAGGCAGAAUACAUGGACUGAGUCACUGUGCAAAAGCAUUCCUAACCUAUACACCGUGACAGCAAUUGCGUGGAGGAAAGAUGGCUCCCGGUUGACGGUCGGCUCUCUUUGUGGAGCAGUACUGGCCUAUGAAUCGGUUCUACGUCGAACAAUCUGGCAGGACAAAUUUGAAUUAACCUUUGUUGCUCCAAGCCAAGUUUUGCUCAAAUCACUUCAUGAACCCUCUAAUACCAUGAUCGUUGAAUCUCAGUUGGGCUUAGAGAUCGACGACGUCCGUAUAAUGGGCAAAGAUAACUAUCUGGUAGGACGUACCGAGGACUCGCUAAUUCUAUGUGAUCUGAUACGUUCGUUAACGAGCGAGAUUCCCUGGAUUGCAACCGGUCGACAUGAGAGAUUCUAUUUCGAAAACCCUACUGUUGCAUUGAUCUUCAAUGCUGGAGAACUUUCGUUGGUCGAGUACGGAGAAAACUAUAUUCUCGGAUCAGUACGCACAGAGUUCGUAAACCCUCAUGUUAUCUCAGUUCGUCUCAAUGAACGUGGAAACUCAUCUAAUAAUAAAAAGCUCGCAUAUUUGCUCGAUAUGAAGACGGUUUGUGUGGUGGAUUUAAUCCUACAGUCCACGAUCACCCAGAUUACCCAUGACUCAAAAAUUGACUGGUUAGAAUUGAGUGAAACUGGCCAUAAGCUACUGUUUAGAGACAAGAAAAUGCGUCUCCUACUAGUAGACAUCAUCAGCGGAAAAAAGCAGACUCUUCUAGCAAAGGUAGCAUUUGUUCAGUGGGUUCCUUCAAGUGACGUAGCCGUAGCGCAGAGUGACUCCAACCUAGCGGUGUGGUACAACAUAGAUCUACCGGAACACGUCACGAUCCUCCCCGUUCGAGGAGACGUAUUCGACGUCAUUCGGGAAGACGGUAAAACGGAAGUUCAUACCAGGGAAGGUGCUUCCGAGCAUGUCUACAACCUAGACGAGGGCCUGGUCGAGUUUGGAACAGCCGUCAAUGAUAGUGAUUUUGGCCGAGCUAUCUUCUACUUGGAAUCACUGGGAGACAAACCGGCUGCCAAAGCCAUGUGGCACAACUUGGCUAAUAUAGCGCUUGCCCAGCAAAACCUGCGCGUUGCUCAAAGAUGUUUUGCCGCGCUGGAAAAUGCUUCAAAGACGUUCUACAUCGGGGAAAUGAUCAAGAUUUCGGAGAAGUACGAGGAAACUACUGGGAAUCCAGGUAUGACUUGUCCGGAGGUAAGAGCACGAAUGGCGUUGCUUGGUGGAGAUUUGAGGUCUGCAGAACGUAUCUACAUUGAACAAGGCGACAUUGAAGCUGCACUGGAUAUGUACAAAAAGCUGCGGAGAUGGGAUGAUGUUAUCAAACUGGCGGAACGUCGAGGAUAUCAUGGUUUGAAUGAGUUGAAGGAGCAACAAAUGGAGUUUCUGCUGAAUACAAAUCAAGAGGAAAAGGCAGGCGAAGUGCUGGAGGAACGCGGCGAGAAAGAUAAAGCUAUGACGCUGUACAUGAAAGCGAACAAGCCGGUGAAGGCGGCUAAGCUAGCUCUUAAAACGCCUCAUCUUUUAUCGAAUGAGAGCAUCGUAUCGCGAGUAUCCGCCUCACUGGUCAAAGCUGAGUUGUUCGAGCUUGCGGCAGAGCUUGCAUACAGGACCGGACAAGAAGAGAGUGCUAUAGCACUGUACAGAAAAGGAGGAGCUUAUGCUCGGGCAAUCGACCUUGCCCGCUUCGUAUCCCCUGAUGAAGUCACUAGUUUGGAGGAGGAAUGGGGUGACUGGUUAGUAUCGAAGCGUCAGCUUGAUGCUUCUAUCAGUCACUACAUAGAGGCUGGCAGUACGGUCAAAGCCCUAGAGGCAGCGGUCGGUGCCAAGCAGUGGCGUAAAGCAGUACAAAUUGCCAAGGUCGUUGAUGAUCCGGAAGAGAUUCGAAAGUAUGCCGUCGAGCUAGCAGAACAUCUCUGCUUGAUUGGAGAUGUGAAAACUGCUGAAGAUUUGCUGAUCAGAGCCGAAAUGUACAAGGAAGCAAUUAAUCUUUUGAAUAAACACGGUCAAUGGGAGAAGGCGUACGAUAUAGCGGAGAAGUAUAUCAAUACUGACGAGGUGAAGGAUUUAUUUAUAGAUUUAGCGAAAGGUUUGGAAUCGGAAGGAAAGUACCGCGAUGCUGAAAAGGUUCUUAUAACUAUCAGCGAGCCAGAUAUUGCUAUCAACAUGUACAAAGAGCUAGAGUUGUACGAUUCCAUGAUUCGUUUGGUUGAGAGAUACCACAAGAACCUUUUGGAGCAAACCCAUUCUUCACUAGCUCGUCAACUAGAAGGCAAGGGUCGCUUCAAGAAUGCUGAAGUUCACUUUUUGGCCGCUGGUGACUGGAAGGCUGCAGUCCACAUGUACUGCAGUGCAAACAAGUGGGAAGAAGCUCAUCGUGUAGCCAAGCAGAAGGGUGGCGAAGGAGCAUCUAAUCAGGUUGCGUUCAUGUGGGCGAAAUCCCUUCCUAUCGAGGGAGCUGCGCGUCUACUCACCAAGAUGAAUCUAAUAGAUAAUUCGAUUUCAUACGCCUGUGAGGCAGGUCAGUUUGACUUUGCAUUGGAUUUGUGUAAGGCCAGUGGAAAACCCCCGGAUGACGUGCAUUACAAGAUUGCCAUGGCUUUGGAAGAUGAUGGAAAGUUUACGGAAGCUGAAGCGGAAUUUCUUCUGGCUAAUAAACCUAAGGAAGCGAUUAUGAUGCAUACUCACGGCGGUGAUUGGAAAUCCGCUCUACGUGUAGCUGAAAAAUAUCUCCCUGAAGCGGUCAAAGAAGUACUUCUCAGUCAGGCUGCUUCUGCUUUGGAAUCAAGAAACUAUCCGGAAUAUGAGUCACUGAUGAUUAGAGCUGACAGACCUGAUCUGAUUUUGGAACAUUACAAAGAAUACAACAUGUUGAACGAAGCGCUGAGAAUCGCUAAGGAAUAUGUUCCAUCUGCUUUAGCAGAAGUUCAGAAGCUCUACAAUAAAGCGAACCGUGGAAGCGCUUCCAAUGAUUCCAGAUAUCUUCUCCAAAAAGCAUCGGAGUAUGCCAGAGCAGAGGAGUUCAAAAAAGCUACGGAAUGUUUGUUGCAGAUCAACGAUGGGAACGCUGAUGAGGCAACCGUCGGAAGAGCUUUGCUCCGAGCGGCAGAGAUUUGUAAUCAAUUUCUGGAAGGACCCGAUGCGGCUGAGAUCGCACGAGAGCUUGGACCGCGCUUGAUUGAAAUCAAUCAAAUUGGACCAGCUGCACAAUUGUAUCUAGCUGCUGAGCUUCCCCGUGAGGCAGUUGAUGUUUUCAUCAAAACUGAUAAUUGGAAUAAAGCACGUCGACUUGCGAAAGAAAUUGAUCCGCAGUUGGUUGCCUAUGUGGAAGCGCAACAGAAGUCUAAAUUGAGAAACCAGGGCAACGUGGAACAACUGGCGGAUAUUGACAUCAUGGGAGCUCUGGACCUUCUUGCCGAACAAGGUCAAUGGACGCGUUGCAUCGAAAAAGCCAAACAACACAGCGUUCCUGUUUUGCAGAAGUAUUUGGCUCAAUACGCAGCUCAACUGAUCCGUGAUGGUGAUUGCGUAGCUGCUCUGAAUCUCUACCUGGAACAUGGUGUUCCACCCGUUGCACAGAAUUUUAAUAUCUACAACAGAAUCGCUAUGGAAUGUUUCGCCCUGCGUGAACCCGAUGGUAUCCAAAUUUGGAAGAACCUCCGCAACUUUCUGCUAAACUUGGUCCAGGCUUUACGUGGCUCCGAUCAGGCUGAGGCGGACGUAGUCGACCGUUUCGAGCAGUUGCUGACGAUAUCGCACUACUACUGUACCCGAGCAGCAUGUCGUCAAGCACCCGCUUUGCAGUCGAUUGCUGUGAAAAUCUCCGUAGCAAUGCUCCGCCACACCGACAUCAUUCCAUGCGACAAGGGAUACUACGAAGCCGGAAUGGAUCUUCGCGGGAUGGGUCGCGAGUCCGAAGCGUUCGUAAUUCUCAACCAUUAUCUGGACGUGUGCGAAGCGAUCGAAGAAGGUUCUGGCAACCUGGUCGACCACUCUGACCUCUCGUGCACGGAUUUCCCCAGUUCGGUUCCCAUACCGGCUGAAUUGCACCUGAAGAAUGAACUUGGUUUGCACGAGGAAAUCCGUGAAUGGGUGUUGGCCGUCAGUAUGGACCAGAAGGUCGAUCAGGUACUGCCGACCGAUGAUCGGAAUCUGUUCGAGUCCAGUUUGGGAAUUUCGGACCAGGCAUGCUUGGUAAGUGGUUAUCCGGUAAUGGGACGCCAACCGGUCGUAUUCCAACGAACGCAUCGACUGGCCAACAGAGACGCCUGGAGUAAACUAACGGUUGCAGCCAGAAUGGCACCACAGACGGACAUUCCAAAUGUGAUCGAGUUCAUCGAGAAAUGGUGUGGUCCAGCUAAUUUUCUCUCCGGAUAAAUCCGAAGUUAGCACAAACAUGUGUUGCACAGUGUUAUUGUAGGUUUGGAUUAAUAAACGCACGAUUUGCACCUUAAUAGAAAAUAUUUUU
Aedes albopictus (Asian tiger mosquito) is the source of this 5845-nucleotide messenger RNA. It is a transcript of the gene Oseg2, whose product is annotated as intraflagellar transport protein 172 homolog. Gene Ontology annotation, cellular component: ciliary basal body; intraciliary transport particle B; axoneme. Bases 532 to 5754 code for a protein of 1740 amino acids. The transcript is spliced from 3 exons. The record is from RefSeq and is a predicted model, not a curated record. Lineage: Eukaryota; Metazoa; Arthropoda; Insecta; Diptera; Culicidae. Gene Ontology annotation, molecular function: protein binding. Gene Ontology annotation, biological process: intraciliary transport.